CCUCGCCGCUUUCCAACCGGGCAGCGAUCCGCUCUAUCCCCUCCAAAAACCUAACCCUAACCCUAACCUUUCCAAUGGAAAACUACUCCUACCCGGACUCCGGCGACUCCUCCCCUCGAUCCCGCGAGAUCGACUGCGAGAACUCCGUCUCCUGGGACGAGCCAACACCGACUGCCGCCGCCGCCCGCGUCAAGCUUAUGAUCAGUUACGGCGGCCGCAUCCAGCCCCGUCCCCACGACAACCAGCUAUCCUAUGUCGGCGGCGACACCAAGAUCCUCACCAUAGACCGCUCCAUCCGCUUUCCGGCCCUCCUAUCCAAGCUCGCCUCCCUCGCCAACCUAGACGACCACCUCUGUUUCAAGUACCAGCUCCCCGGCGAGGACCUCGAUGCCCUGAUCUCCGUCACCAAUGAUGAGGACCUCGACCACAUGAUGCUCGAGUACGACCGCCUCCACCGCUCCGCCACCAAGCCCACCGCCCGCCUCCGCGUCUUCCUCUUCCCCCUCAACCCCCCGCCUCCUUCCGCCGCCCUCCUCGACCCCAAGCCCGACCGCCAGUGGUUCGUCGAUGCCCUCAACUCCGCCCCCGUAACCCCGCCCCUCGACCCAGUCGCCGCCGCUCCCCUGGCCCCUGCGACCGCGGUCAAGGCGGCGUCCCCGAGUCCCGAUUUCCUCUUCGGCCUCGACAAGGGCUUGGUGCCGCCCCCGGCCUUCAAGGUCAAAGAUCCAGUCCCGGAGCAGCUCCCGGUUCUUGAAAAUGUCCAGGUGGAGGUCCCACCUAGGUCCGAUCUGGGGAAGGAGGAUCAGAGGCAGAUCGGAGGUGGUGAGACGACGCCGGCGGAGAUCCAGAGGCAGAUCCAGGAGCUCAAGCGCCUCCAGAUCGCGGAGAACCAACAGCAGCAGCAGCAGGCGGCCAUCCAGCGGAACAGCAGCGAAGAAACCCUAGCUAGGGUUUACCCCGCGGAGUACUACGUCCCGAGAGUCCAGGAGAAGGCACCGCCCGCCCCGCCGCCUGUGACGACGCAGGUCCCGGCGGCGUACUGGCCGGAGCAGCGCGGCGUGGCGGCAGCCGGACGGUACUCCUCCGUCGCCGGCGGUGACCAGCCGGUCUACCUGAUCCCGACGGCGCCGGGCGUCUACCCAGGGGCCGCGGCGGCGGGGCAGGGGUAUUACGCGGCGCCGGUGCCGAGGGUCGUGCCGACGGACGUCUACCGCGACGCGGCGGCGCCGACUCCCGCGGCGGUCUACGCUGUGCCGCCCCAGGCGGCGGCGAAGAUGGUUGGGCAGUACGCGGCGGAGGGUGCGCGGGUUCCGGCGCAGGGUGUGGUGGAGUCGGCGGCGUAUCAGGUGGCGUACGAUAGCACGGGGCGGGCGGUUUACUACACGAGCGCGUUGCCCACGUAUCAGACGGUCACGAGCAUGGCUCUUCCCCAAGAGGCGAAGCCGUCGCCGGCUUCUUAAAGCGAGCGAGCAAAAGUCCAAGCCCGGAGGAAGAUGAUCUCUGUCCGUUUUAUUGUUUUCCUCUAAUUUUUCCGCGCUGCUUAUGUUUUCAUUGUUCCUUAGUUUGUGCACUUGUUUUGGCUGUUCUUUAAUGACAUCACCGUGCUUGUUCGUGGAUGUAAAUACGUAUAUAUGCACAUAAUAGAAUGGGGAUUUUACUAGAAUUUGUUAUGUUCUGCCAAGUCACCAGAUUUUGUGCUUCAAAUUGCAAUUGGGCUUAGGUGGUGGAUUAUGAGAGGGUAUAUUGAUCUUUUGUGUGUUCACAUGAUCGACUCUAAUUUUUUGUGAU
This is a messenger RNA of Elaeis guineensis (African oil palm), 1788 nucleotides long. RefSeq lists its product as uncharacterized. Lineage: Eukaryota; Viridiplantae; Streptophyta; Magnoliopsida; Arecales; Arecaceae. The record is from RefSeq and is a predicted model, not a curated record. Gene Ontology annotation, molecular function: protein binding.